This is a messenger RNA of Marasmius oreades (fairy-ring Marasmius), 1894 nucleotides long. RefSeq lists its product as uncharacterized. The record is from RefSeq and is a predicted model, not a curated record. The coding region runs from base 90 to 1598 and encodes 502 amino acids. The transcript is spliced from 6 exons. Gene Ontology annotation, biological process: negative regulation of translation; mRNA catabolic process. Gene Ontology annotation, cellular component: CCR4-NOT complex. Lineage: Eukaryota; Fungi; Basidiomycota; Agaricomycetes; Agaricales; Marasmiaceae.
GACUUGUCAUCGUCGAGGACGACGACGACGACAACGACGAUCUUGUUAUAUUCGGUCGGUCUCCACACUCUGAUCACCCUUUCCUUCAAAUGUCUGCGGUACUCACGUCCAAACCGCCCAUAGCCGGUACCGCUUUCGCUUUAUCUCGACUGUUCAAUGCUGGCACUAUGUCUCGGAACGCGAUGGUGAUGAUGUACCAACAGCAACAGCAACAGCAUCCAUUUUCAUCAGGAUCUAUCGCAUCAGCAUCGGAACCGGUAACAGGAUUUGGCGUAGGAAUCGGUGGAAGAGGCAGUACCGGAGGAGGAGCAGGUUCCAUGGGUGCAGAUCCCGUCCGCGCAGCGGUGGCCCAUCUGCUAUCCAAGGCGUACUCGCUGCCGUGCUCGACGGCGGCUCACUCAUUUUCAAACCUCGUACAGCCAACUUCCCGCUUCCAGCUAGCUCUCGACGCGUUGCUACCGAUUCUGGAAUCGAAUGCCUCAUCGACCGAUCUGGCGCAGCGGAUUCUAGUCUCAUUCAUUCUUUAUUCUUUAUAUGCUCCUCAUCCGAUUGCCAUCAACCCGUUCAAGUCCGUCUUGUUCACGACUUUCGUCAAGGAGCGAGAACAGGCGGUGAAUGUUGCCAAUGUAGGAGGAGUGGCUCUCAACGAGCCGUAUGUCUGGGUUUUAUGGAAGAUUUUGAAAGGAGACGGUAACGAUAUUGGACCUUAUUCACCCUCAACAUUAGCGCGGUCGCCUUUACCGCCAAAGCUUAGAGCCACUAACUUAUUUCUCGAAGAUGAAAUGUAUUAUACUGAACCUGAUAUAGACGAUUUUUCUUUUUCUUAUACUAAACGAACGGAACCGAUGAAUGGCCAGACUAAACUGGAGACGAACAACCGCGUUGAAACAACAGAUGAACGAUACAUCACCAAGGAUGAGGACACCGAGAACGACAGAGUUGCAGAGGCAAUGCAGCUUCUCCUGGAUGGACGUGGACGGGUCUUGACGUUGUCUGAGCAAAGGAUCGUGCUUCCCAUGAUUCCGCAGCUCGCAUCUUCGCAAAUGAUUACACCACUUGAUCUCGCACCCAUCAUCUCAUGCAAUCCAACUAUUGCUUAUCCUCUCUGCGUUGCUCUUAUCGCUCCCGAUCCUGCGCUUAGAGCAAAAUCGAACGAAGGCGAGGAAUUCGACACAGACACGUACCAUCUACUCUUCCCUUCGCCCUUUUUGGAGGUAUUGACCAUUCUACCUCCCACUCUGGCGAGUUUUGACUUGAUGGGGCGACUGUUGAGGGAUUUCACGCCUGCUGAUGGAUCCUUGACGGUGGCGGAACUAGUAAAAGAUGAAGUUCUGGGCCGCUUCGUUAGUCAGAGCAUCUCUUGGCUAGAAAACGCGGAAAGAGAGGAAAGAGAAGGUUUGAUCAGUGAUGAUCGAGUAGUGAAAGGAGUGCAAAACCUUUGUCGAUUCUAUCAUUCCCUCAUCAAGAUGUCCAUCGUUGAUCCUGACGUUGGCGAUUACUCGAUUGAGAUGAAACAAUUCAGCCUACGCAACUCCCGGUUCGAAGAAGCGAAUGCUCUGUAUAGGGCUCUGGCUACUGGCGGCAGGUCGGCCUUCUAGCCUUGACAUGAACUUUUUCUUUCUUUUUUUGCAAAACUUAAGUGUAUUUCUCAACUUACCGGUGUUCUGGUUGUAUCUAUUCCCUGUCCUCUGGCAGCCGCUCACGUUUUUCGUACUUACUCACGCAUAUCGCUCCUCUACAGUACCACUCUUACUUACGAUACUUAUACUAUUCUCUCUAGCUUUUUGCCAUAUAUGCCCAUGAUACAUCGACAGCUAUGUUUCCUUUGUUUGACUUAUAUUCUAUGCUCAUGUCGUCACUUUGACUUUACCGAAUGGAUAUUCUACCUUGUUUA